UCCUGAAUUUCUUUCAGCACUGGGGAAACCAACCUAUGCACCAAAAAUGUCUAAAACUGGAAACAAGAUUACUUUCUAUGAAGAGAAGAAUUUCCAAGGCCGCCACUAUGACUGUGAUUGUGACUGUGCCGAUCUCCACACAUACCUGAACCGCUGCAACUCCAUUAGAGUGGAAGGAGGCACCUGGGUUGUGUACGAAAGGCCCAACUUUGCUGGACACAUGUACAUCUUACCCCAGGGUGAAUACUCGGAGUACCAGCGUUGGUUGGGCAUCAACGACCGCCUGAGCUCCUGCAGAGCCAUUCACCUGUCUAGCGGAACCCAGUAUAAGCUUCAGUUCUUUGACAAAGGGGAUUUCAGUGGCCAGAUGUAUGAAACCACUCAAGAUUGCCCUUCCGUCAUGGAGCAGUUUCACAUGCGAGAGAUCCACUCCUGUAAGGUGCUGGAGGGGGCCUGGAUUUUCUAUGAGCUGCCCAAUUAUCGUGGCAGGCAGUACCUCCUGGACAAGAAGGAGUACCGGAAGCCCAUCGACUGGGGUGCAGCGUCCCCAGCUGUUCAGUCUUUCCGCCGCAUUGUGGAGUAAUGAUAUGAAUGGAACCACACGAUUCCUCCUGGGGGCUAAAGGCUGGCUGGCCUAGUGGUCCGUACAUGCAUAAAUAAAACAAUGGGC
This is a messenger RNA of Orycteropus afer afer, 670 nucleotides long. It is a transcript of the gene CRYGS, whose product is annotated as crystallin gamma S. Lineage: Eukaryota; Metazoa; Chordata; Mammalia; Tubulidentata; Orycteropodidae. Gene Ontology annotation, biological process: lens development in camera-type eye; visual perception. The record is from RefSeq and is a predicted model, not a curated record. Gene Ontology annotation, molecular function: structural constituent of eye lens.